Messenger RNA from Alexandromys fortis (reed vole), 6006 nucleotides. RefSeq names its product Bardet-Biedl syndrome 12 (gene Bbs12). Gene Ontology annotation, molecular function: ATP binding. The record is from RefSeq and is a predicted model, not a curated record. Lineage: Eukaryota; Metazoa; Chordata; Mammalia; Rodentia; Cricetidae. The coding region runs from base 324 to 2420 and encodes 698 amino acids. The transcript is spliced from 3 exons. Gene Ontology annotation, biological process: photoreceptor cell maintenance; chaperone-mediated protein complex assembly.
GGGUCCGCGCGGGGUCCUCGCGGGGUCCCCGGGGACCGAGGGUGGCUAGAGCCAGACUUUCUCCUCGGCGGGAGAAUGCAAAGCAGUCGCUUCCUAGCGUGCUGAGUAAAGCAGGCACAUUUCCCAAAGCCUCCGUCUCACCUCGCAGUUUGUAGUCCUUAAAUUUCUCCUUAGGCUCCUGGGGAAUAGAUAAUAAGUUGAGGAAACAGUAUUCUGGCAUUGGCCUGUUUGUGGAAGGCGUCAGAGCGGGGCACUGCAGGACGACAGUCGGGUUGUGUUGGUGCGGUGCCGGGAACAGUUACCAGAGAUAAUUGCUCGUGGUGAUGGCUUGCAGCGUCAUAAACAAAAGAAGGCACGUGGGACUUCAACAGCUUUCAUCAUUCGCGCAAACAGGAAGAAGUUUCCUAGGCCCAGUAAAAGCCACCAAGUUUAUUACAGAUGCAGAGUGUCAUGAGAGUGUGUUAAUCAGCUCAACAGUCAGACUUCUUGAAGGUUUGGAUUUAACCUGUGCAGUGGGGCAGCUUCUCAACGAAGCAGUUCAAGCACAGCAUGGUGCAUAUAGAAUUGGAACCAGCACUCUCUUGUUUCUUGUUGGUGCAUGGAGCAGAGCUGUUGAAGAAUGUCUCCAUCUGGGUGUUCCCACUACAGUAAUAGUGUCAGUAAUGUCCGAAGGCUUGGACUCUUGCAUUGAAGCAGUAGUUUCCCUUCAAGUACCCAUAUGCCAUGUAUUUGACCACAUGGACAACUCAAGUAUAGUUUACAAACUUGAAACAGUUGAUGUCAACUUGCAUCCUUCAGGUCCCGGGUUGUUACAGGAAAAGCAUGAUUUCAAAAAUGCUACAUCUCAGUUAUUGUCCUCUGGGAGACUUGCUGCAUCACCCAAAUUCUUCAAAACUCAGGCUAAGGUUGAAACAGAAGAAAACAUACCACAGACUCUGCGAAACAGCCUGCAUGCAGAUUCCUUCUGCAGAAAGUCAGCAUUAACUCACAGUAGGCAUUUUACUAGGACAGAUAAUAGCCACGGGAUAAGCAGACCUGAUGGAUUUCUAGAACAGUGUGGGUCAUCAACUCCCAGAACUUCUUCAUGUAAUGCAUGGAUGGAGUUAGCAGUCGGCUUGAGCCAUGGAGACCACAGCAUCAUGGCAUUGGCAGAAGCAGCUGUGAGGCUGCAGUGGCAGAGUGUGUACCUGCAGCAAGACAACUGUAAGGUACCAUUUGUGUUUGAUGUUUCAAGACUCCUCACUUGCUGUCUCCCGGGCUUACCUGAAACUUGUUCCUGUGUUUGUUUAGGAUAUGUCACUGUUGUACCCAUGUCUAUUCUUGCUCUGAUAAAGGAAUUGCAGGAUCAACCUUUCCGGGUGAUUCUCAUUGAGGGUGACCUCACAGAGAGUUACCGCCACCUGGGAUUUAAUAAGUCCGUAAAUAUUAAGACUAAGUUAGUUAGUGGAAAGCUUCCAGAAGAUAGUGCAGAAGAACUGUGGGCAGAAAGUGUGUUGCAGGUGUUAACCCAGUUCAAUGUGAACCUCGUCCUGGUACAAGGAAAUGUAUCUGAGCACCUAACUGAAAAGUGCACACACAGUAAGCGGCUGGUGAUUGGGUCCGUGAACGGCAGUGCGUUGCAAGCGUUUGCAGAGGCCACAGGAGCAGCACCAGUAGCCUAUGUUACACAAGUGAGCGAAGACUGUGUGGGCUCUGAGGUCUCCGUGACCUCCUGGACAAGUCCUCAUGAUGUGAGCGGGGGCAACAGAAUGGCAGUCUUGUUAAAAACAGAAAGAAUUAAUUUGAUUACAGCCAUACUCACCAGCCCAAUAAGUGCUCAGAUGGAAGCCAAGGAAGACAGGUUUUGGUCUUGUGUAUAUCGUUUAUAUCAGGCCCUAAAAGAGGAGAAGGUCUUCCUUGGUGGUGGUGCUGUUGAAUUUUUAUGUCUUAGUCAUCUUCAGAUUCUUGCGGAACAAUCUUUAAAUAAAGAAAAUAAUGCUUGUUCAGGAUGGCUUCCUGACUCUUCCUCUUGGAUGGCCUCGUCUCUGUCCGUCUAUAGACCGACUGUGCUGAAGUGCAUGGCAAGUGGGUGGCGUGAGUACCUGUCAGCUGUCAUGUGUAACACCACCACUCACCCAUCAGCCGUGGAAGCCAGCACGUGCAUUCAACAUCAUGUACAAAAGGCCACCAACUCUGGCUCCCCUUCAUCUUACAUCUUGAGUAAAUACAGUAAACUAAGUAGUGAACUUUUUCAUUCAGGUAUUUCAGAUAACCUGGAGCUAGUUCCAAGAGUUUAUGAUACUGUUACCCCAAAGACCGAAGCCUGGCGCCGAGCAUUAGACUUGGUGCUCUUAGUGCUUCAGACAGACAGUGAAAUAAUUACUGGACUCGAACACACACAGAUAAACUCACAGGAAUUAGAUGGAGUUUUAUUUUUGUAGGGUCAGCUAAAUCUUUAGGAAAUAAGCAAUAUCGUAUUAAUAAAUUUUAAAGUGUGUGGGAGUGUGCAUGUAUGUCCAAGGAGGCCAGAAGAGGGCACCGGAUCCCCUGGAACCACAGUUUUAGGUUUAUAAGCUAACCAAUGUUGGUGCUGAGAACCCAACUGUGCAAGAGCAGCAAGCCCUCUUAACCUUUUAGCCAUUUCUCCAGUUGUAAUAAAUAUUUAUAGUCAGGUCAUAGUGUCUAAAUUAUUAGCAGUUGUCAAGAAUGAGUUGAUGUCUAUCAAUAGCUACAGUUCUGAAUUUUGCCUUAUUUAUAAGCUAACAAAUUAGCCUGUUCUUAUUUCACAGGUGCUAUAGGAUACCCCUGGAUUAGAAGCAGAGCGCUUUUGCCAUUCACAGCAGAAUCUACAUUCAGAGUAUUGUGUUGGUUUUUGUCUGGCUUUUCUGUCCCACAAGAGCAGCACACAGGGCCAGUGGCAGGACCUAGAACAAGGGUGUUCUCUUGUAAGACAAAUGCUGAACUUGUGAUAUUUACUGCCAAAGCAGAAAUAAGUCCACUUAUCUGUCCAACAGGAGUGGUUACAUCCUUCAACAGUGCUUAAGUCAAACCAGCCGUGGACAUGGACUAGAUAAAGAUUGGCCAAGCUUUUUUAUAUUCUUUGCAUCUAUAGUAAGUACAGAGAUAUCUUUAUAUUCUUUACAUCUGUAGUAAGUAUAGAGAUGCUGUCUCAGUUACUUUUCUAUUGCUGUAAUAAGACAGACCAGAGGAACUUAGAAAAAACUUUAAUUUGGCUUUAUGGUUCAGACAGUCAGAGCCCAUGACGACAGAGCAAAAGCAUGGUGGCAGUGACAUCUGUGAGCCCACAUCUUGGUCCCCUAGUAGGAGGUGGGGAGUUGAGGGGAUAGUGCAGAGAACUCACCCAGUGUAACACACCUUAUCCAAUAGGGCCACAUGUUCCAGACCAUCCCAGAUAUUUCCACCAUGGCCUGCCUUCUUUCCAUUAUUCUUUAAGCACAUCUUUAGAGGACUGUCUUGGUCUUUUUUGUCUUUCAUUUUCAAUCCCCACAACCAGUAUAAUCACUAUUAACAUUUUGGGGAUGGUUUCCUAAGGUUUCUUAAAUUUAUAUGUCUGUAAAUACAUUUUGACCCCAAAGUAUAGUGACAUUUCAACUGUAUUUUAAUAAAUAAAGACUGCCUGAAGAUCUGAGAGUAAAACAGUCUCACUGGUCAGCCUUACCGACCAGGUUAUGGUAACACAUACCUUUAAUCCCAAUAGCCACCCUAGUUGCUGUAGGGUGGUGCAUGCCUUUAAUCCCAGGGUGCACGCCUUUAAUCCCAGCCCUGGAGAAGAAUAUUAAAUGGGGGUGAGGGUGGAAGAUGGGAGAGACAGCUCUCACACAGUCUCAUUCUGAGAUUCUAGGAGGCAGGGUCGCCAUUUCAGAUUGAGGUUGAGGUAAGAGCCAGUGACUGGCUGUUUUGCUUUUUGGAUCUUCAGGUUGAACCCCAAUUUCUGACCCUGAGUUUUUAUUAAUUGUGCAUCAGCUGUACAUAUUACAAAUUGUCUACUUCUGUGGAUUAAUCUAUUUGGCGUUUACCCAAUAUUCUUAAGAGUUCAGUGGUGCCACCAUCACUCCCGCACAGUGACUCACCACUACCUGUUUAUGUGAGUCCUCUGUUCAGCCAGUCCUGGUUUGGAAGACUGUAACAAGUCUUUUUCUGUCCCACCAGCCUGCUCCCAAAUAAUGACGUGGGGACUUAUUAUAAAAGCUCGGCCUAUAGCUGAGGCUUGUUCCUAACUAGCUCUUACAACUUAAAAUUAACCCAUUUAUAUUAAUCUGUGUUCUAUCGUGUAGCAUUACCUCUCUUCCAUCUUGCACCUUCUGUUUCCUCUCUGUGUCCCCUGCCUUCUCCUCUUCCUUUCUCUCUCUAGAAAUCGCACCUACACCUCCUGCCUGGUAUUGGCUGUUCAGUCUUUUGUCACACCAAUCAUAGCAAAUACAUCUUCAUAUGGUACACAGAUACUCACAUCAGAAGGUGUAGAAAGAUCUUCGCAACUUUAAGACUUUGUUGCAGUCUCGUAAAGGUUGUUAAUUCUCCCAAGCUUGUAUAUACAUAAUUCAUCUAGACUUUAUCUUGGUAGACUAUAUGAAUUAAGAACCUAAAUCUUUUUUAGUAUUUACCCACAAUAUUAGGUUUUUGUUGCUCCUUCAGAUAAUUCGUAGCAAUGAGAAGGAAAUGCUGGGGGUGUGGAAGAGAGCCCACAUUAGAGAUUCAUAGCGUUCAGCUAUUCAUUUAUUCAUUUAUCUGUUUAUGGCCACCACGAAUGCAGUGCCGCACAAAACACCGUGCAGCAUAUUAAUGAAAAAGUUAACACAGCAGAAACGUGAAGGCAGCAUCCUUUUCCAAAGCCUCUUCCUGUGUUGCCCCCGGUUAGCCUCCUGAAGCCACUCUUAGAACACUCAGUACUUGUCCAUACUUAGUUCGAAAAGACCUAAUGAGACCUUCUUUCCUCUGACCUGUAGGUGGCAGACCUUCCUCUCCUGUGAUCCCCAAAUUUGUCGUCUUGUUGAAAACCCCCAGAAGGAAAGGAGAUUGUUUCAGAGGAGGGUAGCACCAGUCUGCAGGACACUCACUAACCAGGGUUCUGUGGGCAGUUCUCUGUUCCCUGCUUGGGAGGCCUUCCUCUGCGUUAGCAAGCCUUGGCUUGGGAAAGUGAAUCGAGUUUCCUCAAACUACUCCCAGGUGACAGUUGACCGCAUCACCCUUACUAUGACCUCCAGCUCUAAUGCUGAUUAGUUAUAGUAAAGCUCAUUUAAAAGGGUAAAAAAAUAGAGCUUUUUUUUUUUCCUUAAAUAAGGCUAGACUUGAAAAUGUGAGUGAGCUUAAUGCUGUGAGAUUUGGAGACGGCAGAGCUAUGUCUGCCUCUCCAGCAGGCAUGAUAAUUGCAUGAUGUAUCCUUUACUAUAAAAUGGUCUUUUGUGUUAGAUGGUUUUGCCUUCUGAGCAUGGUUAGGAGAGCUCAGUUAUGAUGGUAAGCAGGUUAGGUGUUUAAAUGCACACAAAGCUUCCAGUUGCCAUAGUUCAUCGAGAUAUAACUCAUUGUGAGCUAAGGACAUCCGUACUGUGUAAAGAGCUAAACCUUACCCUUGGCUGUCGCCCACAGUAGCAAAUAGCAGGAAUAUUUCCUAAGAGUGGAGUGCCAGCUCUGACGUCCACGUCUGUGUGUGUGUCCAUGUGAAGUUGUGCCUAUUUGACCGCAACACAUCAUUCAGUCUGUUUCAGACUAUUCUGACGUGUGUUUGCCUUUUCUGUUUUUUUUUUUUUUUUUCCAUCUUGGUAAUCGCAUUAGAAAAAUUUCCAAUGUGUUUAUCUGGUGUUCUGAAGAAAAUUCUUUAUACAUGGUGCAUGAAUUAAAGAAAGCUAAGACGUUCCUGACCUAUUAGCAGUAUUGAGCAGUGUGGUUUGGGUAGAACUGUUUCCUGUGCUGACCUCUUGAGCAGAAAGUGGGAAAAAGCUAUUUCCCAAUAUGUUUCCACUACGGAAUAAAUGUCAAAUUAGACCUAAGACAAACUAGGUGUAAUAGUAC